Messenger RNA from Prunus armeniaca (apricot), 417 nucleotides. The record is from the annotation of a GenBank genome assembly. Lineage: Eukaryota; Viridiplantae; Streptophyta; Magnoliopsida; Rosales; Rosaceae.
AUGGGAAUAGAUUGCGAGAGAGAUCUUGAAGGAGUGUACUGCUUGUCGAGGAGAAGAGUUGUCAUGCACACCAAGCUAAGGUGGCAUCGCGGUGUCUGCUGUGUUGCUGCCGCGAUCCUUCAUUUUUCCUCUUUUUUCUUUACUUGCGGUGAGGAACAGUUGGCACAAGCCUGGUUGGUUAUCGUCGUGAGGCGAAGGCUGGAGCCGCGGCAAAACCAGGUGGUGGUUGCGCAGCGGUGGCUGUCUUCAGUAGUUAGGCAAGCGGGCUUUGCCUUGAACAUCAAUGACAGUUGCUGCGAUGGUCGUCAGUUGCGGCUGACGAUGACCUCGGUUGCGGCUCAGCUCAAGCCGAGGUGCUGCGUCAGUGACUCAGGCAGCGUGGCUUUCUUGUUAUUCACUGAUCAUGUCUUCCAAUGA